UGUUUAUUCUUAAUUCUGUUCUUACAAUAAGCCUGUGAGAUGGGCUCUGUUGCUAUCCCCAUUUUACAGAUGAGGAAACAGAAGAGGCCAGACUUAAGAUACAGAACCUAGAUUUGGACUUGUGUUCACUGACCUCUCUUCCUGAGCUCUUCAUUAUUUACUUUUCACUUUUGGUGCUGGAGAUGGAACUGAGCCCAGGGCCUUGGGCAUGCUAGGCAUGUGCUGAGCUCUAUCCUCAGCUUCCAGGCCUGGGUUCUCAUAGCCUUGGCUGUGAGAAUUCAGUGUGAUGAAACCAUGAAGAGAAAACACCUCAGCUGCAUUCACACUGCAUUCAGGAUUGUGAGGACAGAAUGUCAAGUUCGGGAAACUGCUCCUUCCUCUUUAACUGGCCCUUCCAGCCUCCCUUCCUGCUGUCUCCCACAAAUAAUGGGAUGCCCCAGCACUUCUCUUCUGAUUGGGAGGCUGUGUGGGGUCUCACCAGGGAGUACGGGAAGUGCAAGGGGAUGUGGCCAAACCCUGGGACUGUUCUCUUCUGCAGCCUCGCUGGUGUACCGCCUGCCCUUGUCAUGGGUGGGACCCAAGCUGCCCUGGAAACUCCUCCAUGCAGCCUUGCACCUGCUGGCCUUCAUCUUCACUGUUGUGGGGCUGGUUGCUGUCUUUCAGUAUCACAACCAUUCAAAAAUUGCACACCUCUAUUCCCUGCAUAGCUGGCUGGGCAUCACCACUGUCAUCCUCUUUGCCUGCCAGUGGUUCCUGGGCUUUUCCAUCUUCCUCUUGCCCUGGGCGUCCCAGUGGCUGCGAAGCCUCUUGAAACCUGUGCAUGUCUUCUUUGGAGCUUGCAUCCUCUCUCUGUCAAUCACAUCUGUCAUUUCCGGCAUCAACGAGAAGAUUUUCUUCGUUUUGUGAGUGCAAAGGGGCCUGUAUCACUAAGGCAAGGGGGGAGCAGGGACUUGAGAAGAUGUGCCCCUAGGACCAGGGCAGGUAAGCCUCUGGGCUUGGGUCCAUUCCUGAUCUGAAAUGUGACACAGUUGGCCUGUCUUUAGGUUGAAGUUGGUAAAUUGGCUAGCAAAUAUUUAUCAAUCAUCAAGUGAUAUAGUACCUACUGUCAGAAACUACUACUCUAAGCACCUUACCUUUAAUUUUAAGUACCCUACAACAUGUGUUUUCUCAUUAUGAAAGCAUAUAUGAUGAGGUGCAGAGAAGUAACUAACUUAACAACACACAGCUUAGCAAGUGGCAGAGCUGGAAAUUGAGUUAGGCAGUCUCCAGCCUGUGUCUAACCACUGCUGACCUUUGUUUUGAGGCAGUGUGGUGCAGUAAACAGCAAAUAAGAUUGGAAGUUGGUCCUGGGUUUAGAUCUUGGCUGAAGAUCUUGACUGAAAGUUCAUUUCCCUGUAGAAGCUUCAGUUUUCUCAUGCAUAAAGAGCACUACAGGCCCGGCGUGGUGGUCCACGCCUUUAAUUC
Molecule: messenger RNA, 1464 nt
Organism: Nannospalax galili (Upper Galilee mountains blind mole rat)
Lineage: Eukaryota; Metazoa; Chordata; Mammalia; Rodentia; Spalacidae
Product: cytochrome b ascorbate-dependent protein 3-like
Exons: 2
Coding region: 295-906 (203 amino acids)
Cellular component (GO): lysosomal membrane
Molecular function (GO): oxidoreductase activity
Source: RefSeq, a predicted model, not a curated record